Cryptotermes secundus is the source of this 4402-nucleotide messenger RNA. RefSeq names its product protein lifeguard 1. NCBI's taxonomy places the organism in Eukaryota, Metazoa, Arthropoda, Insecta, Blattodea, Kalotermitidae. The coding region runs from base 203 to 1174 and encodes 323 amino acids. The record is from RefSeq and is a predicted model, not a curated record. Gene Ontology annotation, cellular component: membrane. The transcript is spliced from 5 exons.
GUUAUCGUGACGACAAGUGGGUUGCUUGGAAAGCUUGAUGCAGUGAGCAACUGUGACGAUUGUUAUUUCUGGAUAUUUCCAGGCGAAAUAUCGGGCGCGGUAGUAGGAGUGUUAGUUAGCAUUAUUUUGCAGAGAGAUCUGAAAGAUAUAAAAUUGGUGGAUUGUCUUCGUUUUUAAACUGUCAACGCAUUCUGUCAACCAGAUGACCACGUGGCAGCAAAAUCCUCCACCGCCAGGCUUCUACCCAGGACAGCAAGAUCAACGAGGUUACUACGGAGGUCAGCCAGGAUAUCCUACACAGCCAGGUUACCCCACAGGGCCAAACCAGAGUUACCUUCCUCCGUACACGCCCUCUCCAGGGUUUGUAGCUCCACCACCAACAGCUCCUCCAUACGGACAGGUUCCAUUGGGCGCUGGACAGCCAUACGGCACCACAAACCAGGAAGCCAUGUAUGGCACAUCAUAUGUUCAGGAUGAUCCUAUCACAGGAAGGGUCGAGAACUUCGAGUUCUCUGACAAGAGCAUCCGACGAGGGUUCAUAAGGAAAGUUUAUGGAAUUCUGAUGGUGCAGCUUUUGAUCACAGUAUCAUUCAUUGCGUGGUUUACGUACCACGAGCCCACCAAGCACUACAUACGAGAACACCAGGGCAUCUGGUGGGGAGCAUUUGCAGUAAUGAUUGUAUGCCUUAUCACAAUGGCCUGCUGCGGUGAUGUACGACGUAAGGCACCCAUGAACUUCGUCUUCUUGUUUCUCUUUACGUUGGCUGAAGGGUUUAUGCUCGGUGUUGCGGCAUCUACAUAUGAAACUGAUGCGGUCCUGAUGGCUGUUGGUCUGUGUGCCGCAGUUUGUUUCGGUCUGACCAUGUUUGCAUUCCAGACGAAGUGGGACUUCACAGUCAUGGGCGGCGCUCUGUUCGUUGCCCUUAUCAUUCUGGUUAUCUUUGGUAUUGUGGCAAUCUUCAUCCCUGGAAAGACAAUGACCCUGAUCUAUGCUUCAUGCGGUGCACUGCUAUUCUCGCUGUAUCUGAUAUAUGAUACACAACUCAUGAUGGGUGGGAAGCACAAGUAUUCCAUCUCACCAGAAGAAUACAUUUUCGCUGCUCUCAACCUCUAUCUAGACAUUGUCAACAUUUUCCUGUAUAUACUUACCAUCAUCGGAGCAUCCCGAGAUUAGUAUGUUUUUCCGACUUCGUCGUUUUGCACUUCUAGCUAACUUGGCAUUGUAGCGCAUUAUAUUACAGUCAUGUCAAAACAGGAGAUUUUGUGGGAGAUUUGCCUGUUGUCUUUCAUAAAAUCCAUGGCAUUUCAAUAUUCUGAAUUUCAACCUAACUUUAGUAACAAGGGAUGUUGCAAUGAGUUAGGUGUAGUAUGUUAUGAUAGUAAUUAUGUUCAAAAUAUUUCAAAAACGUGUAGAAUUGUCUUGCUCAUUUAGUUGAAUUGUUUUUGUAGUUGAAUGUUUAAUGUCACUGAAGUUCCAUAGUUUGUCUGUGUAACUCUGUAUGCUUAAGAUCCACUGAAUAAUAUAUCAUGAUUUAUUUAGCUUGGUCUAUAAAAGAAGUGCAGAUUGUUUCUGAUUGGACCAACACGGAAACUUCAUGAUCUGGCGUCACACAUGGUGUUUCAGUUGCUGCAAGAAUGUUUACAAUUUACAAUUUACAGUAUAACCAAUGCUAAUAUUUAAGAUUUAACUGUAGAUUCUUGAUUUGGAUUUCAUGGAAGGGGGAGACGUUACUUCACUGCUCUGCCGUGUGGUUCCUGCACUUGUAUCAGACAAAGAAUGAACAUACAGGGGGGGGGGGAGAUGCAUGUUGGCACCUGCUGGUGCUUUAUUGGGUUAUUACACACUGUUACAACAUGCUGACUUUUUUUUGUUUCAUAGUAGUGAUGGCAUGCCCACUAAAAUUGUCAUCCGACUCAUUUUGCAGGAACAAGUUCACUUGGUAAUGAGUAGGCUGGCCUGUGCGACCCGUUUACAGAAAACUGUAAAAGGCAUAGGAAUAGGGGAGGCGUGGGAGAGGUAUUUUACAGGUCAUCAAUAUAUAAGUAUGGGCACUUUCUUUCUCUCUCUUCUAUAAAUACAAAAGGAACACUCACACAUGCUCACUGUCCCAACACAGCAAGCCUCCUCACCACUGACUCAGGUGUACCCCCCUGCAUCCGGAGUAUGAAACCAUUUACUUCAGUAUUAUUCCUUCUUGGAAUUGUUAUUGUGAUAGACUUCAGUAAGAUAUUGUAAUGUGUUUGGAGUAAGUACUUCCAUGGUAACGCAAUAACAGUGGGCCGUGGCAUAGAGAAUGCCGAAAAAACAACGCAUUUCCCCGGAGAUGGACAACAGAGGGUUUGUUGCAUGACAACAGAAAACUGAACUGUGUGAGAUGGUGUCUGGUAUCCGGUCUGCAUAAGGUCUAUAUAAGGUGGUUGAAUGCAUCUGCCGACAGUUGAGAUCCAGCCACGGCCAAGGAGAGUUGAGGUGUCGCACCCGCAGUAGAAGCAUUGAAGUAGAGGCAGCAGUUGUGACACUGCAAGUGAGAGUAAUUGUAUUCCUGACUCUGAGUAAAUGUGGAUGAAUGAGUUCAAUAAAUAAUCGUUGAAUCCGAAGGCUAUGUGAAUUUUUCAUGCUGCAUACCCAACAUGUGACAAUAUAAUAAAUUUAUAGUCAAUAUUAUAAUUAAUGUAUUAAUAAAAUAAAAUGAUAUGUCAAUGUGGAAUUUUGUAACAGACCUGGCCGAAAUAUAGUGACAGUUGCAGGCAGUGGGGAAGGCAGGGCAGAAGCUGUGUUAAUUCUUUUCCUGACCCAACUGUAGUUCUGUUUACAGUGAACUAAGUGGAAAUUCUUUGAUAAGGCGCUCAUUGCACUGAAGAAGACUCGUAUGCUGUGUGAGACAGUUUGGUGAUCCACAGUAAUUCCCCCUUUUGAGAUUUCCUUUCGGGACAGUUGAUUUGUUCACUGUAUUUAGGAAAACCACAACCAAAAUUAUUGACUAAGGAAUUGUUGGAACCAAGCCUUGUAUGAGGGAAUUGUUUGAAUUGAGGAAUGUUAAUCCCUUGAAGCCUUCAUUUCCAAACAUAAUGCUACUCACAGAACUUGUCAGCAGCUGGUACAGGGCUGUUGGCAUUCUUAUUAUAAUACGCGUAGUUCCUGAUAGCACCUGUACUUUUAUUGAGACUGUCACCUGCACAAGAUACUUUUUACAUCAUCAGAUUUGAUUUGAAACUGAAGACUUUUUCACAACAAUGUUUGUGCUACAGUGAGCUGUACUUGGUGUUAGGCCCCACAGAUUUAAAUCGGAGUUCUGUUAUAAUUCCUCUUUAAUGAACAUAUUGUAACAUGUGAAUCUCCAUCAGAAUGACUGCUUGUGCUCGCAUGGCUGUUCCCCUUUUGUAGUUCUUAAAAUAAUGCAUGUUAGUUACCAAAUGUAAUUAAGAGUCAGAGUUUCCUAAAUUUAUGUGUAUGUAAUAUAUUGAGCAUAGAAUGCAAGGUGAAGCAGUAUUUUGAGUUAUUCAUUGUGUGUUGUACAUUAAGAUUUUGUUCUGCAUAGUGAUAUAACUUGAAUAAAAGACAGCCCCCAGAAUUGUUUUGUGAUGGGUGCAGAUCAUUCUUAAGAGAUGAAUAAUAAAACUUCCUAACUUAGUCUUUUGUUAUUAUGAAAGUUGCCAUGUGUGUGUGAGUAAUAAUGUUUAGUUCAGAGUAUUAAUUGUGUUUGUAUAUAUUGAUAUUGUACUGUCUUUUCACCUGUAUCAUAUAUGGUAAGAAAAAAUUCAAGAUGAGAUUGAAGUUGUGACCUGAACUUUAAAGAUGUCCCAUUUGUUAACCCUUUUCAUGUUACAGACGUAAAUCAACACACCAUUCAAAACAUUUAUUAUUAUUAUAAAUUAGUUGAAAAGAUAUAUCACAGGAAGGGUUAAUAUAAAAAUGGGUAAGUAAAUAAUGAAUCAAGUAGCUUAUAUGUUAUUUAAUUGGAUUGCUACUAAUUAUAGCCAUCAGAUGGCUGUUGAGAAUUGCUUAUUUUGUACUGCCAUCAGAGUGGCUUUGGGUACCAAAUCACAAAACACAGACCUUUUUAUUAAGUUCAUAAAAAAAUUUCACUACAUUAGUAAUUCUUACAGUUCUCUAUAUGAACUUGUGUUUUUCUUUUGCUGUUGACUGUGUGUAUAUAUAUAUAUAUAUAUAUAUAUGUGUGUAAUUAAGUGUAAUAAUGUAAGAUUACACAGAGUUUAACAUAAUUCUACAUCAUACCAAGAACAGUCAUAAAACACAUUGUUUUCAGUAAUUGCUAAACCAAAGGUUGUGUAUAUACAGGUGUGCUGGAUAUUUAAUUUUUUCCUCAAACCCCCCCCACAGAAAGGAGAUUUUUACUUCUUUAUAGUCUUCAGAAAGAUCAAGACAAUAUCUGUUGGGCAG